UCGCGCGCCCUUAAUUGACAGAUCCACUCGCGUUCGCCUCCCUCCGAUUGCCCAGUGCGCCAUCCCUUCUUGUCAAUUGUGCCAUCGUCAUCGUGCCAUUGCGUCUUUGUAUCAUCGCCUGCCCUAUGCUCGAUAGACAAAAUUGCUUGUAUACAUAAGCUGAUUGAGAAUUUCCACUUGCCUUCGCGAUUCCAUCGAACCUUCUCUCCGACACCACUCUCGAAGGCGCCGAUAUUUGUGCCCAUCUUGCUUUCCAACGAUGCCUUACGUUGCAUCCUCCGAUGGCGACUCGAACAGCUCGUCUUCAAGGCUCUCAUCAAGCCCACCUUCGUCUCCGCCGCCCGCAUCUGCUGCCAGUCCGACCAUGGAGAAGCCCAAGAUGAGCUACACCAAGUUGCGGGAGGAGCAGAUCCUGGCCGCGGAAGAGGAGAAGGCCCGGGAAGAGAAUAUCAAGGCCGAGGAGAGGCGCAGAAAGAAAUGGAAGAAGCGGGUGCUGAGCAAAGAGGAACGCGAAGCCAAGGCUAAGGACCUGGACCAGCUCCUCGCCCAGAGCGCGGCCUUCAGCAGCAUUCUGACCAACAAGACAAAGGUGUUGGGGCGGGUGGGCACCGGUCUGGACGGGAAGACGCUAGGCGAGCACGAGUUGACCAUGGCCAAGCAGCCCAAGUGCAUGGUUGGCGGCACCAUGAGGGACUACCAGCUCGAGGGGUUGACUUGGAUGUACGAGAUCUGCGUCCAAGGGAUGAGCGGGAUUCUUGCCGAUGAGAUGGGAUUGGGCAAGACGGUGCAGACAAUCUCCCUGAUUGCGCUACUCCGCGAGCAGGAGAGCUAUCUCGGACCCCAUUUGAUCGUGGCUCCUCUCAGUACUCUAUCCAACUGGUUGGACGAAUUCCACCAAUGGGUCCCCUCUAUUCCCGUGGUCAUGUACCACGGCACGCCGCAACAGCGCAACGACAUCUUCAAGACCAAGAUCAUGCGCCACCUUCGUGGCGGGAGGCCCACCGAAAGGUUCCCGGUGGUUUGCACUAGCUACGAGAUGGUCCUCAAGGAUCGCGUUGCCCUGUCCAAGAUUAACUGGGAGUUUAUUAUCAUCGAUGAGGGACACCGCAUGAAGAAUUUCGAUUCCAAACUGUUCCGCGAGCUCAAGUCAUUUACGUCGGCGACACGUCUCCUCAUUACGGGCACACCCUUGCAGAACAACCUGAAAGAGCUAUGGUCGCUCCUUAACUUCCUGCUGCCGAAGGUCUUCCGCGACUGGGAAGCCUUUGAGAGCUGGUUCGACUUCAGCGAUCUCGAAGACGAGGAAGGCACCGAAGAGUUCAUUGCCGACAAGACCAAGCAGGAACUUGUCAAGAAGAUGCAUGUUGUGCUGCAGCCACUGCUUUUGCGGCGAGUCAAGGCAGAUGUUGCAAAGUAUCUUCCGAAGAAACGGGAAUACGUGCUGUACGCGCCCAUGACGAAAGAGCAGACGGACUUGUACAAUGCCAUCAACGACAGGAGUAUCGAUACGAGGGCAUAUCUCGAAAACAAGGUCGUCGAGCGGCUCACAGGCGCCACCAACAGCAAGGCGUCGUCUCCCAGUCGCAGCACGCGCUCGUCCAGGUCGAGCAGUGUCAAGCCGGAAACAAACACAGGCGUUGGAUCACUGUCAGCUCAGCAAAGAGACACUGUUGCAGAGGCUGAGAAGACCGCGCCGCCCGCUAAAAACGCGUUCACGCUAAUGAUGGGAAAGCCACGUCCCAGGGGGAGACCUCCCAAAGCUCCGACGGCGGUUAAGCAGCCCGUCGCGGAACCCUCAUCUCCGCAGCCAGCAAAGAAACAGUCCAAGAGGAAGGACGCACCGUCUUCGGAGUCGCCAGCACCCAAGAGCGCGAAGUCCAGCCGACAAUCAACUCCAGCCAGCACCCGUUGUAGAUCCCGGAGAGCGAGACAAUCCUACAGAGAGGCCGAUUCGGACGAUGACCUGCUAGACGACGAUGCGUUUGAGGCGAAGCUUGCUGCCGAAAUAGACGAGGAGCAGACCGAGGAGGUGGAGACGAGUGUCGACGCGGGGGACAUCGAGCGGGCACGAACGCUCGAACUUGCAAAACGCGAGAUCGCAAGCAAGAAGCUCGGCAACCCGCUUCUCCAGCUCCGGCUUGUCUGCAACAGCCCGCACAACUUCUACAACCCCUCGGCGUCCGACUCUCAGUUGGUCAUCGACGAGAGUCUCGUCACGGCGUCGGGCAAGAUGCUCCUCCUCGACCGGCUGCUUCCGGAGCUCUUCAAGCGCGGCCACAAGGUGCUGAUCUUCUCGCAGUUCAAGACGCAGCUCGACAUCCUCCAAGAUUACUGCACCGAGCUCCGCAAAUGGCCCGUCUGCCGCAUCGACGGCGGUGUCGCCCAAGAAGACCGACGAGACCAGAUUCGAGAGUUCAACACCGACCCCGAGCUCAGGAUCUUCCUGCUCUCCACCCGUGCCGGGGGGCAGGGCAUCAACCUGGCGAGUGCCGAUACUGUGAUCCUCUUCGACAGCGACUGGAACCCGCAACAGGACCUGCAGGCGCAGGACCGCGCGCACCGUAUCGGCCAGACGCGGCCCGUCAUCGUGUACCGGCUCGCGACGAAGGGCACGGUCGAGGAGGAGCUGCUCAUGAGUGCCGACGCCAAGCGCAGGUUGGAGAAGCUUGUGAUCAAGAAAGGAGGCUUCCGGACGAUGGGCCAGAAGCUGGACCUGCGUGAGGAUUUGGAUAAGGAGCUGCUCAGAGCGUUGCUGCUGAAGGAUGGGCAAGUGUAUAAGUUCUCGGGGAACCAGGAGGUGUUGAGCGAUCAGGAUCUGCACGUCUUGUGCGACAGGAGUGACGAGGCGUAUGAAAGGGCUGCGGUGGGCGAAGGCAAUGCGGAUGGAUACAAGGUCAUUGAGACCGGGGCGAACGGGAUCACGACGGCGGGGAAGGCAUAGCCAAGUCUUGCGGGGGGUUAUUAUCGCGACAUUGUGCUGGUUGCUUUUGUCGGCUUAGCAAGGCCAGCUCAAAUGCGCCGGCCUAAUAAUGUACUCACCAUAGCUGAGCUCAAGUACCUUGCAUAGAGCCCUCGGGAGCUAUCUAAGGUGGGUACUAGUAGGCAGGUACCUAUGUGUACUAAUAUCUGAAGAACAUAGAAAUAGACACGUCCAUUUUCAAUCG
Molecule: messenger RNA, 3164 nt
Organism: Chaetomium strumarium
Lineage: Eukaryota; Fungi; Ascomycota; Sordariomycetes; Sordariales; Chaetomiaceae
Product: SNF2 family N-terminal domain-containing protein
Exons: 2
Coding region: 260-2941 (893 amino acids)
Cellular component (GO): nucleus
Molecular function (GO): DNA binding; ATP-dependent chromatin remodeler activity; ATP binding
Source: RefSeq, a predicted model, not a curated record